Messenger RNA from Chenopodium quinoa (quinoa), 1174 nucleotides. RefSeq lists its product as uncharacterized. Gene Ontology annotation, cellular component: chloroplast. Bases 59 to 1099 code for a protein of 346 amino acids. The transcript has a single exon. NCBI's taxonomy places the organism in Eukaryota, Viridiplantae, Streptophyta, Magnoliopsida, Caryophyllales, Amaranthaceae. The record is from RefSeq and is a predicted model, not a curated record.
CACUUUCAUAUGAUCAUAUUCAUAAUAACAAACCCUUGAAUAUCAUAUAUAAUCUCCAAUGGCUACCAAUCUGCUCAAACUCCCUAUUCAGACAACAAAGUUUACAGGCUCUCCUCUUCCAUUUUCGCAAUCGAAAAUCGAAUCUCAUUCUCUUCCUUCCUUUUCAAACCGCCCUAAUCAUCUUUCCUUACAAACAUUUUUGCCUAGGAAACCUCUGAACACACCAAAACACCAAAAUUUGUCCAUUCAAUGUUCAGUCUCUGACACUUCUUUCCCUUCACCUCCAAUUACCAAAGAAGAAGCUAUUCUUCAAGCCAAAAGUAGCCUUUCGACCGCCUUACAAAAGCCUCUUAACAGUCCCAAACUCACUGGCAAAAUCAAAAAAGAAAAACAACCAAGAUUCAGGGUGGAAAUACCUUUGAUUGAUGACUCCCCUGAGUCACUCACCCAGCUCGCUUUCGACGUUUUUAAGGACCUCUCAAUCAAGAAAAAAAGCUCACCGGUUCGAGUCUUACUUGUUUGGCCUAAUCCCACUUCAAUGGCUAGUGGAAUAACAGUUUUUCAAGGCCUUCCAUUUGGUUUUUUUGAGCAUAUUGAAAUUAGUUCUGCUAUGACAGUUAAUAACAGAAUUUUGAAUUCUGCUGAUGUGGCAGUAUUUUUGGCGCCAAAUUCUUCACAGUUGGCAGUUAUGAAGUUAGUUAGUGACAGUUUGUACCCAAGCCCUUUGGUGUUGUUUAACCCGAAAUGGGCAUUCGAGGAAGAAGAAAGCUUUGGUGAUUUAAGCGCCUUUGUAGCUUCGUUUGAUGUGCUUUAUGCAUUCCUAGGAUUGGAAGUUAGAGGGCUUUUGAGUAAGAGAAAAGGAGUGGUUUUCAAGUGUGUUAGAGACGGCGUUGUGAGUGGGGAGAAAUGGAAUGUGUUGGUGGAAGAAGAAGGUGAUGCAAGUCAAUUGAAGGUGGUUUCAAGAUUCAAAUCCCGGCCUUCGAUUACUGAAGUAGAGUAUGUUUUGUACAAUCUGAUGGCAGUGAAUUCACCCAUCACUAAGACAGCUAAAUACUUGAAGGAUUUAGUUUCCAAUGUAACAGGAAAAAAGACUAGUUGAUUAGGCUAGAUGUGUCUGAUUAUGAUUGCAAUUUCUACCAUUUUUUUCUGAAUAAAUGCAUCAAAAUUAUUAGUA